ACGGAUCCCAGACCCACGGAUCCUGACCCAUGGAGCCCAGACCCACGGAUUCUGGACCCACAGAUCCUGGACCCACGGAGCCCAGACCCACAGAUCCAGGACCCACAACCUCCGGACCCAUGGAGCCCAGACCCACAGAUCCUGGACCCACAGCCCCCAGACCAACGGAGCCCAGACCCAUGGAUCCUGGACCCACAGAUCCUGGACCGAUGGAGCCCAGACCCAUAGAUCCUGGACCCACAGAGCCCGGACCCAUGGAGCCCAGACCCAUAGAUCCUAGACGCACAGAUCCUGAACCCAUGGAUCCUAGACCCACAGAUCCUGGACCCACAGAUCCCAGACCCAUGGAGCCCAGACCCACAGAUCCUGGACCCACAGAUCCUGGACCCACGGAGCCCAGACCCACAGAUCCAGGACCCACAACCUCCAGACCCACGGAGCCCAGACCCACAACCUCCAGACCCAUGGAGCUCAGACCCACGGAUCCUGGACCCACAGCCCCCAGACCCACAGAGCCCAGACCCAUGGAUCCUGGACCCAUGGAUCCUAGACCCACAGAUCCUGGACCCACAACCUCCGGACCUACGGAGCCCAGACCCACAGAUCCUGGACCCACAGCUCCUGGACCCACAACCUCCAGACCCAUGGAGCUCAGACCCACGGAUCCUGGACCCACAGCCUCCAGAGCCACGGAUCCCAGACCCACGGAUCCUGACCCAUGGAGCCCAGACCCAUAGAUCCUGGACCCACAGAGCCCGGACCCAUGGAGCCCAGACCCAUAGAUCCUAGACGCACAGAUCCUGAACCCAUGGAUCCUAGACCCACAGAUCCUGGACCCACAGAUCCCAGACCCAUGGAGCCCAGACCCACAGAUCCUGGACCCACAGAUCCUGGACCCACGGAGCCCAGACCCACAGAUCCAGGACCCACAACCUCCGGACCCAUGGAGCCCAGACCCACAGAUCCUGGACCCACAGCCCCCAGACCCACGGAGCCCAGACCCAUGGAUCCUGGACCCACAGAUCC
Numida meleagris (helmeted guineafowl) is the source of this 1026-nucleotide messenger RNA. Its product is annotated as basic proline-rich protein-like. Bases 30 to 737 code for a protein of 235 amino acids. NCBI's taxonomy places the organism in Eukaryota, Metazoa, Chordata, Aves, Galliformes, Numididae. The record is from RefSeq and is a predicted model, not a curated record. The transcript is spliced from 3 exons.